This is a messenger RNA of Cladophialophora immunda, 789 nucleotides long. RefSeq lists its product as uncharacterized. The record is from RefSeq and is a predicted model, not a curated record. The coding region runs from base 1 to 789 and encodes 262 amino acids. The transcript is spliced from 3 exons. Lineage: Eukaryota; Fungi; Ascomycota; Eurotiomycetes; Chaetothyriales; Herpotrichiellaceae.
AUGGCGACGCCGACAAAGACCUUCCCUAUAUGUGGUGUGACAUAUGUGGGACAAAUCGAGCACGAGUAUAUGCACGGCAAGAAGCUGUCGGUUUGUGCAAACUGCCUGGCCCUUGGAUUUCAGAAGCCUCUGAGACGAUGCAAUGGCUGUUUGUUGGUCGACUACUGCUCCAAAGAAUGUCAAAAAGCCCACUGGCGUAAGCACAAGGCAUUUUGCAACAUGGUCCAGGGCAAAGGAGACCCCAACGCCUACCUCUCGUCCUAUAGCCAUGACGAAGCUCUGCGACUCAUCAUUGAUGCCUACCGGUUAAGAGUCGAGACAGACCACUUAUCCCGAGACGAGGACCACGGCAUUUAUUACCCAGGAAAACCAAUCGACAGGUUGGUCUGGGCCAAGGGCGACGCCAUUGAUGACUUCCAGCGAUUUCUCGAUUUGGCGGAAACUGCGAAAAUCUUACCAAAAUGGUGGACGUUUGAGGAUCGGAUGCAGUGCCUUUCCCUGGCAAUUGACAAGAAUGAUCCCGAGUCCAUAUUUCACCCGAUCAAUCAGACUGAGCUUCCCCAGCGGUAUGAAGGCGACAUGGCCAUCCGGUUGGCGCUCGCCAUCCUUGCCGAGAUGUGUGUCGGAUAUGAUGGCAAGGGGCCGGCCCAGGAUAACACUUGGUUCCAGGAGUUCCAGGAAUUCCUCGACCUCCACCCAGAGGAACGAGCCCGCUUGAUUAGAGGAAGUAUUGAAAUGGUCGACUCGGUGCUGAAAGAACAUGGAGAAGAGUUCACAAAGCUGACUUGA